ACCUUCUUCCUCACUCCAGUCCCCUCCAUUGCCAGCCACAUCUCACCAGAGCUCCAUCCUCUCCCCACCCACGAAUCAAGCACCACCGCAGCCUCCACCUUCCCGAUGGCCCGCACGAAGCAGACGGCGAGGAAGUCCACCGGCGGCAAGGCGCCGAGGAAGCAGCUGGCCACCAAGGCGGCGCGCAAGUCCGCCCCGGCCACCGGCGGCGUGAAGAAGCCCCACCGCUUCAGGCCCGGCACCGUCGCGCUCCGCGAGAUCCGCAAGUACCAGAAGAGCACCGAGCUGCUCAUCCGCAAGCUCCCCUUCCAGCGCCUCGUCAGGGAGAUCGCCCAGGACUUCAAGACCGACCUCCGCUUCCAGAGCUCCGCCGUCUCCGCGCUCCAGGAGGCUGCCGAGGCGUACCUCGUCGGACUCUUCGAGGACACCAACCUCUGCCUAUAUGUGGCCAUGUCGGGCCGCGGCAAGGGAGGAAAGGGGCUCGGCAAGGGCGGCGCCAAGCGCCACCGCAAGGUCCUCCGCGACAACAUCCAGGGCAUCACCAAGCCGGCCAUCCGCCGCCUGGCCCGCCGCGGCGGCGUCAAGCGCAUCUCCGGGCUCAUCUACGAGGAGACCCGCGGCGUGCUCAAGAUCUUCCUCGAGAACGUCAUCCGCGACGCCGUCACCUACACCGAGCACGCCCGCCGCAAGACCGUCACCGCCAUGGACGUCGUCUACGCGCUCAAGCGCCAGGGUCGCACCCUCUACGGCUUCGGCGGCUAGAGGCCUCGCCUCCUCUUCGUCCGCCUAGAGUGCUCAUGUAGUUCCUCAUCUGGAGGUGUAGAGAUGUUGCUACCUUCUUGCAGUGAGUGCGUGCCGGAAUCUAGUAGGUGUGGUAGGAGCUCUUGUUCGUGCUAUCAUGCAUUCUGUUAGUUUCUGAUCGUGUCUGAUGUUACCCGCUUGUUAUUAUCAGUAAUGAAAAUGUUGGCUAC
Messenger RNA from Lolium perenne, 971 nucleotides. RefSeq names its product histone H4. The record is from RefSeq and is a predicted model, not a curated record. Gene Ontology annotation, cellular component: nucleosome. Gene Ontology annotation, molecular function: structural constituent of chromatin; DNA binding; protein heterodimerization activity. Lineage: Eukaryota; Viridiplantae; Streptophyta; Magnoliopsida; Poales; Poaceae.